Molecule: messenger RNA, 3558 nt
Organism: Uloborus diversus
Lineage: Eukaryota; Metazoa; Arthropoda; Arachnida; Araneae; Uloboridae
Product: RING finger protein nhl-1-like
Biological process (GO): negative regulation of translation; proteasome-mediated ubiquitin-dependent protein catabolic process; protein polyubiquitination
Molecular function (GO): translation repressor activity; zinc ion binding; ubiquitin protein ligase activity
Source: RefSeq, a predicted model, not a curated record
AAUUCCACUGCCAAAAUGUCUUCUGCGUGGUUUCGUAUGGACCAAUUGCUCAAAUGUGGGAUCUGUUCGGAACGAUUUCGAAAUCCGAGACUUCUACCCUGCAACCACACCUUUUGUGGCGAGCCAUGCCUCGAGAGACUGGCGGGAAGUCGACAGAACAUCAAGUGUCCAGAAUGCUCAGCAGAGCACAGGGUACCUGGACAAGGAGUUCAAGGAUUUCCUAACAACGUCACUUUAGGAAGGUUCCUGGAGUUGCGACAACAAGUAUCGGGCCAUGAGCCGGAGUUACCCGCCUCCAUGCAGCGCUGCAACGCUUGUGGCGAAAAGGGGCGCUUGGAAUACUGCGCCCACUGCAAGCGGAAGAUAUGCCCCGAGUGCAGAAAAGCGCACGUCAACAUUCUGCGCAAGGAGGUGGCCCUCAUCAACGCACAAUGCAGGGAAGGUCUCGGACAACUGUGUCGUGCGCUGCACGACGCCGAAGAUAACGCCGAGAAAUUGCAGAAGAAUUAUGUUCAGGUCAGAGAUGAGAUCGAGGAAGUAGUGCGUCGAUAUACGCAUGAUCUUCUUGGAGCUGAAUCCAGACUCAAGCAGCGCCUUGACGCCUAUCUCCAAGCGGAGUUGAAGAGCAUGCGCAGACUUGAGCACGACUUACAGAUUGAAUUGGGCAACGUACACAGCAACUGUGAUCUCGUCGAGAAGUUUGUAAAUAAUGGUGUGGACUGGACAGACGCGGAGCUCACCGACUACAAAGAGAUCUUCCAGAAGACAUUGGAUUUCUUGCGAGCUUUCGACUCCGAUCCGACCAGCGACUGCGUCCGGAAAGUCCGGUUCCGGCCGCGCGAGGAUCCGGAUCUUCUGCACAAAACGUUGCUGGAUUUCGCCGAAGUCCGGCUCACUCAAGAAGAGGAAAGUGAACAGCGAAGCAACUCUGGCGAUGUGAUCUCGAUGAAUGGAGGACCGACCCUAACUCUGACUCCGCCUCAGAAUAGCCUGUUCAGGAGCCAGAGCGAUCAUAAACUCGGACCACAUCGGAAUUCUCAAAAGCGGACGAACGACAGAUCGGAGGAAGCCGAACCCCUUUCUCGGAGGCUGCGGGACAGAUUUGGUACAAGGGACAGUUGCGAAAGAGGAAGUGAUCGCGAGCAUUCACCAUCUUGGAGGAAUUCCGGUAAAAAUGGUCGUGAUCAUGACCGCAGAGAAGGUGCCUCAGACGAUCAAGAAGCUUCUACCUUGGAGGAUGGCUCCGUCAAUUGUCAACCUGACCACGUGACCGAGACAGAAGAUGCUACACGAGGUCCACUGUCGGGGGUUAUAAGAAUUCUUGACAGUCCUCAUGUAAUGGAAAGGCUACAUAAUAGUGAGGUGAAACAAAAAAAGCAGCGUGAGGAAGAGGAACGCAAAGCAAACCUACCCCCUCCAGCGCCACCACCUGUUCCCCGACCAAUGACGAGGCAGUUGAGCGAGGAUGAGAUCGAGAAGCAAAAGAAAGAAAACAAAGCAGCAGCAGCAGCGGCAAGCAGUGCUGCUAGCAAUAAGGCACCAGAAGCUCGGAGUCCCAAAACGACGUAUGGCACCAAAGACGAGGACACUUCUCGGAGCUACACACCAAAAUAUUCCACACCUCCUAUAAGAAAUUCUACAGAAGAGAGGAGAGGACAACAAAGGGAGGAGACGUCUUCGCCAAGGUUGAGAAAUUGGCGAACAGGUAAUUUGGCGACGGAAAGAGAAGUCUCUGUCAGUCCCCCAGGAUCCCCAACACGCGGCAGAGACAAGCCUCCCGUCUCACCUAGGGGAAGAGAUUUACCAUCAAGGCCACCGAAUCGACCAUUUCUAACUAAAUCGUCAUCUCUGGAACACGACGAGCCAGAACGUCGAACAACGACCACUUCAACCCUAGCUUCUAAACGGAACGAGGAACGACCGCGCCUAAGGUUGAACAUCCCUCCGCGAGCUGCAACUCCACCCAGCAGUUCGAGCAGCAGCAGCAGCAGCAGCGAGAGUGACGGCGAAGCUGCUGAACACGAAGCUGCCAGAAAAGGAGACAUCAGUCCGUCGGUCAACACCCUCCUUGCCAGGAGUGCCCAGGCUCGCAAGCAGAGCGCAUCCACUCAAGCGAGGAUCUUGGGACAAGACAACAAAGAAAGGAGGAGCUGGAGAGAUGCUAUACGAAAGGAGGAGGAACCAGUAGUGUCUUCAAGGAGAAAGACAUCCGCUGCGAUUGAGCCAGAAGCACGAAAUUCGAAAUACUCCAGCAUACUGGACAGAACACGUCGAUCCAGCAUAACUUCGCCAACUACUGGUGGAAGUCGAACAGCAGCAAGGGAUUUAAGCCCCGAGGACAGCUAUACAGCCAGAAGGAAUCGUAUUGCUCGAAGCAAGAGUUCACACGAUCUCUACCCCGCUGAGGAUGACAACGAAGAGGACACGUUGAGUGCAAUCAGAAACCGUUACCGCACUCGAAGGACACAAGACAAAAGUCCAGAAGAGCCUCCAGUUCCUCACAGUUGGUCUCAGUACUUGAAAAACAAAUAUGGCGCUGGCGGAAGGGCGGCAACUACAGGAAGUGGACUCGUGCGCUCCAUGACUUCCGCUUCCCUGGCAGCCCCCAGAAGCGGAACUGACAGUUCGGAUGACGACCAUCCCCCGAGAAGGCGGGAUUAUGGGAGGAAUCGAGGGGACAGCAGCUCCCCGAGAGGCUUCAGCAUGCCAAGGAGAACUUACAUGCAGAAGGGAAAGACCUCCCUUAAAUUUGGCUCGAGGGGGACUGAGAAUGGACACUUCACGUGGCCUCGAGGAGUUUGCGUCGGGCCCGACAACACAAUUGUUGUUGCUGAUAGCAACAAUCACAGAGUUCAGGUAUUCAGCGGCAAUGGCAAAUUCCUCCACUCUUUCGGCAGUUAUGGGACGGGUGAAGGAGAGUUCGAUUCCCCCGCUGCGGUCACCUGCAACCGAAUCGGUCAGUAUGUCGUGUCCGAUCGCUACAACCACCGACUUCAGGUGUUCGAUUCCACAGGAAGAUUCGUCAGGGCGUUCGGAGGGGAAGGUCGCGCAGACGGGAAAUUCAGCUAUCCCUGGGGAGUGGCCACCGACAAUCUGGGAUUCGUGUAUGUCUGUGAUAAAGAUAAUCACAGAAUACAGGUGUUCCAGGGCGACGGCACGUUCGUGACCAAGUUCGGUGGAGGUCCGGGUCACCGACCCGGGGAGCUCCACCACCCCCACUACGUGGCCGUGAGCACGACGAGCCGCGUGGUGGUGAGCGACGCAGACAACCACCGCGUCCAGGCCUUCGACGUCAACGGCCGCCUGCUCAGCACGUUCGGGACCGAGGGCGGGGAGGAGUCACAGUUCAAGUACCCGAGGGGCGUGGCAGUGGACGAGCAGGGAUACCUCGUCGUCGGGGACAGCGGGAACAACCGGAUAUAUAAAAUGUAUUUAUGAAGUCCUUAUUUUUUGUCUGAACUUUUCUAACAGAUGUUGUCGCUUAUAAAAACUGCAAUAAAACUUGCAAUAUUAAUGGGUAAAUUAUUCUACUCAAAUAAUAUUGGUUUUUAUAGUUCA